GCGUUGCCAGAUCGAAGAACGAGCGUCCGGGGAAAUAAUAACAAAAAUUGGAAACUGCAGAUUUAAUAUUCCGCGAGAUGUCCAUGAUUCCGUUCUUUCCCACACUCAAGGUGUCCGUGGCGAAUCGCUACUGGUUGGACAUGGCUCCCGCCUCUGUCAACGAGGAGUCCCAGACGCGGCGCUACGAGGACGAGCGCAGCAACUGGCGGGAGUCGCUUAAAACAGCCGGAACAGACCUCCAGCCCCUGGGCAAGAUGCUCACCAUUCCCGGAAUUGAGACUGAUGACGAGGAUGCCAACGAUGACAGCGAGGAUACGGACAGUCACGACGAAGAGGAUGACGAGACCAACGAUCGCGUCAUUCCAGUCACCCAGGACUUUUACUCCGCCGAUGACAUCCAGAUGAACGACGAGACCUCGCCAACAGCUCCCUGAAGGGAUGGUUAUCUCCGGUCUCUGAAUGUCGAGAUUACAAUUUUUUCGCCUGGUGGAUACACAAUUAUUUAUUUUCGCGUCUUGUUCCCUUUACAAACAGUAAUAACAAGUGUCGGAUACUUUAGGCUUAAAUAAAUUAUAACAUAGUAA
Messenger RNA from Drosophila suzukii, 584 nucleotides. Its product is annotated as anaphase-promoting complex subunit 15A. The record is from RefSeq and is a predicted model, not a curated record. Gene Ontology annotation, cellular component: anaphase-promoting complex. Gene Ontology annotation, biological process: regulation of mitotic cell cycle spindle assembly checkpoint. Lineage: Eukaryota; Metazoa; Arthropoda; Insecta; Diptera; Drosophilidae.